AUAAAACGAGGCGCACUCGUUUCUAAAAUAUCUGCUUCUCCUCUUUAAACCCUAAUACACUUUCUAGGGUUUUUGACGAUUCCUUUUUCUCUGCCGCUCUCUCCCUCUCUUAACAUCAUCUGUUAUGGGUAAAUCAAGCAAGAAGGCCGCUAAGGUCGAAGCAGCUGCUGUCGUCGCUGCUCCCACCAAGCCUUUGAAGAAAGGCAAGAGAGAGGCAGAGGAAGCUAUUGAGAAGAAAGUGGUGAGUGCUAAGAAACAGAAGGUGGAAGAAAAGAAGGUUGAGGCCAAAAUUGAAAAGAAGGUCCUUAAGAAGAAGGUCGAGUCUUCUUCUUCUGAAGAUGACUCUUCUUCUGAAGAUGAGCAACCUCCCAAGACUAAGGCACCACUUGCCAAGAAUGGGUCUGCUAAGUCAGACUCAGAGGAAAGCAGUGGUUUAGAGGAAGAUGUUCCUAAGAAGGCCCCUGCUGCUGCUGCCAAGAAGAAAGAGGAGUCCUCUGAUUCUUCUGACGAUGAUAGUAGCUCUGAUGAGGAUGUUGCCCCAGCCAAGAAACCUGCAGCCCCAGUUAAGAAGGCAGCUGUACCUGCAGCAAAGAAAGAUGAGUCAUCAUCCGAAGAAGAGUCCAGUUCUGAUGAGGAUGAUGCUCCAGCCAAGAAAGCUCCUGUGACCGCCCCUGCUGCAGCCAAGAAGAAAGAGGAAUCCUCUGAUUCUGAGGAAGAUAGCAGUUCUGAUGAGGAUGUUGCCUCAGCCAAGAAAGCAGCUCCAGCUCCGGUUAAGAAGGCAGCCGCCCCUGCCAAGAAAGAUGAAUCUUCGUCUGAGGAAGAGUCCAGUUCUGAUGAGGAGGAUGCUCCGGCCAAGAAAGCUCCUGCUGCCACCCCUGCUGCAGCUCCCAAGAAGAAAGAGGAGUCCAGUGAUGAAUCUGAUUCAGACGAAAGCUCUGAUGAGGAAGAAGCACCCAAGGCUGCUUCAUUGAAGAGACCCAUUGCAGAUGCUAAAAAGGCCAAGGAGGAAAGUUCUGAUGAUGAUAGUGAUGAGAGUUCUGAAGAAAGUGAUGAUGAACCUCAGAAAAAGAAGAUUAAAGGCCAAGCAAAGAAGAGUGCCAGUUCCGAAGAGUCCUCUGAGGAAGAUGAGUCUUCAGAGGAAGAAGAUGAAAAACCUGCUAAGACUCCCAAGAAAACAAGUGGAGAUGUUCAAAUGAUGGAUGUUGACAAUACUCCCAAGACACCUGCCACACCCAAUGUGCAAUCUGGAGGUUCAAAAACUCUAUUUGUUGGAAACUUAUCCUUCUCUGUUGAGCAAGCUGAUGUUGAGAACUUCUUCAAAUCUGCUGGGGAAGUUGUAGAUGUCCGUUUUGCUAUGGGUCAAGAUAAUUCAUUCAGGGGCUUUGGUCAUGUUGAGUUUGCUACCGCUGAAGCAGCGGCAAAGGCAUUGGAAUUGAAUGGUCAAGAGUUGUUGGGUCGUGAAGUGAGACUUGACCUUGCUAAAGAAAGGGGUGCUGCCACUCCGUUCAGCGGUGGCCGGGAUUCACAAUCCUUCCAGAGGGGAGGAGGAGCUCAGGGACAAACAGCAUUUGUUCGCGGAUUUAACAAAUUUGACAGUGAAGACCAGAUUAGGAGCGCCCUGGAGGAGCAUUUCAGCGACUGUGGCGAAAUCACCCGAGUUUCUAUCCCCAAAGAUCAGGAGGGUGGUGUUAAAGGUAUUGCUUACCUUGAUUUCAAGGAAGGAGAUGGCUUCAACAAAGCUUUGGAGCUAAGUGGAUCCCAACUCGGAGACAGCACCUUGUAUGUUGAUGAGGCCAAGCCAAGGGAUAAUAAUGCUUCUGGUGGCGGCAGAGGGGGUGGUAGAGGCUUUGGAAGAAGUGGCGGUCGGGACUCUGGUGGCCGAUUCGGAGGUGGCGGGCGCCGUGGUGGUGGCCGUGGCGGUCGGGACUCUGGUGGUCGUUUUGGUGGCGGUGGCAGAGGACGUGGAUUCGGCAACAAACCCAGCUUUACUCCAUCUGGAAAGAAAACCACAUUCAGCGAUGAGUAGACGUUGUCAUAAUUUCUGAAAUAUUUAUGAAUACUAUGCCGAGUUUUGUUUAUUUACUCUUUAGGCAUUAUAAUUUUUAUUUUCGUGUGGAUUUGGAUCUUGUAAGCUUUAUGCUUAGACAAUUUAUUGAGUUGCAAAUUUUUAUACAUCUUCAUAGUAUUAAUUA
Salvia splendens (bonfire salvia) is the source of this 2192-nucleotide messenger RNA. RefSeq names its product nucleolin 2. Gene Ontology annotation, molecular function: poly(A) binding. The record is from RefSeq and is a predicted model, not a curated record. Bases 125 to 2026 code for a protein of 633 amino acids. Lineage: Eukaryota; Viridiplantae; Streptophyta; Magnoliopsida; Lamiales; Lamiaceae. The transcript is spliced from 15 exons.